AAUGAAAUAAAAUCAAGGAUGAAAAUUUGUAAAAAUUGAUGUAGAAUUUUUUUGUUGCUAUUUUAUUAUGCGUUAAUUAUUUUUAUAAUGAAAAAGUACCAAUGGAAGUACAUUGAGAUUGAGAUUUUACGUACAGUUGGUAAAGAAAAUUUAUCGAAAUAAUUGUAAGACACCGUAAUUUAAGUCGAACAAACAAUCGACAACCAUGGAGAAUAGAGACAUAGAGUCUGUAUUCUCCAUGCGACCAACAAACGGUUUUUAUGAAUAAAAAUAUAAAGAAUCAGUUUGUCGGCGCUAUUUGCUUUAAGAGGUUUCUAAGACGCACGUGGAUUUGGUGAGGAGAUUUAGCUUUUUAUUGUGCUCUUGAACAAAGAUUAUUUUUAUGAAAAAUGGGAAAAUUCGUAGUAGCUAAACUAGAAGACAAAAAUGAAGAUAAAUGGGAGGGAGUUCCUGAUUUGUGGGUUACUAAAGAUGACGACCAAUGUUGGUGGCCAAACAAUGAUGUUCAAUAUAAAGCGGAAAAUGAAGUUAUAUUUAAUGGCUCUUCUAAGGGAUGGUAUUUGCGUCCUGUUGAGGAUGUCUAUAAUGCUGAUUAUUAUACACUUGAUGACGCUGAAGAAAAAGCGGCCGAACUUAAUCGUAAAGAUUUAGAAGACGAAAGAUAUAACGAACUUAAUACAAAGUUAUGUACUGUAGAAAGUAAGCUUGAUUCAAAUUAUCUCACGAUGUUUUACAAGCAAGAAGAAAUGAAUCAGGAUUUUCAAGAGAUGAAAGAGAUAUUGGAAACUCUGAAAAAUCAAGCUGAUAUUUAUCAUGGAAAUAAAUUAAGUUUAGCAGCUCUUUUGCCUAUUAAGGAUCUUGAAAAUCUACAAUCAUUUGAAUUACGACUCAUGAUUGAGGAUGCGAUAUCGCAAGCUUUUAAAGAAUUGAUUGCCAUUUUGACUGAUGAUGAAAACUUGACUGAGAGUGUUUCGAAGAUUCUAGGAACAGUUUUUUCAAAUCAGUUUGCAGCUCAGUGUUCCUGGGAUGGGCAAAGUGGAAUUAAAAUUGAAAACUUUUUCAUUUUAAAAAAAAUUAGAGUGAUAUUGAAAAAUAUUGAUGCAAACUAUGAAGGAUUCGAAAGAGAUGUAACUCUUUGGCUUGAGAAUAAAAAAAAGUCAACGACAACACCAAAUUAAAUUAAAAUUUAUCUAUUUUUGUACUAAGAUUCUUUGUUAUUAAAAAUUAUGAAACAGAUUUCAUAAAUUUGAUAAAUGAUCUAUUAAAACUAUUAUGAAAAAUUU
Messenger RNA from Microplitis demolitor, 1283 nucleotides. RefSeq lists its product as uncharacterized. Bases 390 to 1178 code for a protein of 262 amino acids. The transcript has 6 exons. Lineage: Eukaryota; Metazoa; Arthropoda; Insecta; Hymenoptera; Braconidae. The record is from RefSeq and is a predicted model, not a curated record.